GCUAUGGUAUAUGUACAAAGAUAAUAAUUUAAUUUAAAAAAAUUAAGAGCAUUCCUCUAGAUUGCCCGAGUGAGCAUUUUCUUCCCUGCGCCUACUUAAUUAAAAACGACCAUCAGUGUUUUAAUUAGACCAUUGACAUUUCUCAAUAACUGCAAAAGGGGCCUUAACUCACCGCGCUAGAGGACACACUAUUACUCUGAGCUGUAACUGGCCGUGCUUCUGAUAAUCCUACUCCCUUGUAGAAUCAGUUCCGUGGAGGAGAAGGAACGCUCCUGGGACAAAUGGGGACUCGGAGACACCCUUUUUGGAAACCCAGGUCCGCCCCUCAGAGCAUGUAGGAAGUGAAGCAAACUAGCAGGACCAUCCAACUCACACAUCGCAGGGCGUUUGGAGGCGGGGUGGGGAAAACAGGCCGGCUCCCUAGUUAAUCUCACACUUCCCGUCCAUUUCAAAAACAAGGUGUGACUCCGCAGCCCGAUCUCAAAACAAAACAAAACACCCAGCACCUUCAGAAGCUGGCUGCCAGGUACCCUAGGAACCUAACCCCCUGCCUCAAGGAGCCUUCUCUUUCCUGGUGCCUGUUCCCUGGGACAGAUCACAACCUGCUCAGUGAAAACAAGGCUUUAAGCUUUUGGAGGUACUUCCUGCUCCGUAAGGCUCUGCGCUCACUGGGGCUGCUGGCCUUGGCCGUUCUGCCUGUGGGCCUUCUGCCCGCUACAGACCCUGGGGGAAUCGCCUACGGAGGAGAAAGGCGGAAGCUGGCAUCCAGCAUGUCUUCUCCUUCUCCCCCCAAUAGCCCUGUGAAGUAAGGGUUUAUGGUCUGCGUUUAGCAUAGGAGGGCAUCCACGCUCAGAGCGGUUAUCCCCUCCCUAGACCUGUUUCUGUGACAGUACACCCCACAGGCUCUGAACCUCUAGGUGGGCUUGGGGUGUGUGUGUUUGGAGGGUGGGGGGAGGAGGGUUUGAAGGGAAGAGGAGGCCUCUGGGCCCCUCUGCUCCUCUCCUCUGGCCCCUGGCCGCUGCCUCCUGGCUGCAGGCUGCCCAGGUUUGUUUUCUUUGGCUCCCCUUUAAUGAGCUCCUCAGGACGAUGCUAAGUCUAGUUAGGCAGCCUUAAUUGGUUUAGUUGCCACGAGAUAAUUCCUUUUUUCUUCCCCGGGAGGGGAGGCCGUUUUGCUCUGAGCCGUUUUAGCUGGAGGAUGCUAAUUAUCAAUGAGGAGAAAGUGACACCUGAGGAGUCCAUCUUCCAUCUUGGUCCUGCUCGACUCUCCUUUGAACUCCCUCCCCGGCCUCUUUGCCACUUCAUCACUCGGCCCCCAGCACCAUAAAAGCCAGCUCUGGCCGGGCUGGCGGCCGCAGAACCUCCUUUCUCUCUGGCCGGGGAGCCCCUCUCUCUGCAGCCACCUGGCAGGCAUGGACGGCCUGCGGGACACCCUCCUGGGCCUGGAGGACGACAGCGGGGGCCCCUCCGACGGCCCCGGCCUGCUGGCCGCCUGGGACUGGAAGAGCGGGGCCGGGCCCUUCGAGCUGAGCCAGGCCUCGCCCGCCCAGAGCCUGUCCCCGGCGCCCUCGCUGGAGUCCUACACCUCCUCCCCCUGCCCCGCCGCAGCCGGGCUGCCCCGUGGGCACGGCGGUGCCAGCACCGAGAGCAGAGACGCGGGCGGCCUGGUGGAGGUGGACUACAACAUGCUGGCUUUCCAGCCGGCCUACCUGCAGGCCGCCGGGGGCCCCAAGGCCCACAAGGGCAGCAAGGUCAGGAUGUCCGUGCAGCGCAGACGCAAGGCCAGCGAGAGGGAGAAGCUCCGCAUGCGGACCCUGGCCGACGCCCUGCACACCCUGCGCAACUACCUGCCGCCCGUCUACAGCCAGCGGGGCCAGCCGCUCACCAAGAUCCAGACGCUCAAGUACACCAUCAAGUACAUCGGGGAGCUCACGGACCUGCUCAACAGCGGCAGGGAGCCCCGGGCCCAGAGCGCCUGAGCCCAGCCCAGAGACUCCACUCGGGGACUCCACCGGGCUCCCUGGACCACCAGCAGCACACGGGCAUGUCUGUGUGGGCAGCCUGGGACCUUGCUGUGGGGAGAGUCUUCAGGGGAUGUCCUCUGGGCUUGAUGGAACAGCCGGAGAAGCAGGUACUUAGCUUCCAGUUCCCCCAGGAUGUCUCAGGAGGCUGGUCCUUUGCAAAGACACGGAUUCGUCUGCCUUUCUCUGUUCACGUUCCUUUCAAGGUUCCAUGACUUUAAGUAAAGCACUGUGAAAUGGUUACAGCUCAUCUUCUCUUGUCACGCUGGCGUGGGGAGCUUUCUUCCGUGGCCAAGGAGACCUGUAUUCUGUACAGGAUCCAGGGUGACACCUGGAUUCCAAUUUAGAAGGUUCUGUGUCAGGGAAAGGGCUCAGUGCUUGUGUGUGUGUGUGACUGGAACCCUGCCUUUACCUGCACAAGGACCCCAAAUCCCUUACAUGCAGCAGAGAUGAGCGUCAUGGGAAACAGACCGCCAGGGACAGACAGACUAUGCUAAGACAGUGAGGAGCCUAGGGCCAGCGCCUGCGGUCUUAAGGGAAGGGAAAGAAGGCUGCCAGCGAGCAAGGCUAGUGCAGGGAACAGGAGGGGUAGAGCAGGGGAGGAGGAGAGGGAGGACUCCGUGCUGCGGGGUGGGCCUGGGCUCGGAGGGCUGGAGGGUCCUGUGCUAGGCCUCCUGGGAAUAUGACCUCUCUGGAUCCCGUCACUCACUCAUUUCUCAAGUGAAGAGAAUGAUUCCAAAAGGAAACCAGACUAUUUUGAUUGUGUAGUAAAGUGCCAGGGGCAGGAUCAGAACCCUAGUCUACCUCAAAUCCCUGCAAAGGUAUUUAUUUCUUCACCAGAGCAUCAGCCCCUCCUCCCUACCCCCAAGUCACCCCACAUGCACCCACACACCUUCCCUGUGCCUCAUCGGAGGGGGUGACCACAGCGCCCUCAGCUUGGCUGAUUUGAUGGUACGUGGCAUCACCAAGGAGCUUUGCAUUAAGGAGGCUCUCAGGAGAGGUAAGCUUUAGGCUGAAUAGUCCCCUCCUCUAAUGAGUAAGCAUUUGUAUUUGUUUCUCAAUGUUUAUGGCUCCUGUGUUUUUUUUCUGUUGGUGACUUUUUCCUUUUUUAGCAACAAACUACAAAGGCAGUCGAGGUGUUCACAAUUUUAUGUAGAGUCCACUUCUUCCUUUUCAUGCAAAUAAAUGUAGUCAUGCAUGCAUUUUUAAAGACCCUCUUUAAUUCUACAAAUUGCUUUUUUUUUUUUUUAAACUUGGGACACAUAGCCAAAGCCCUCCCAAGUUAGCACACAUAAACCUGUAACGUGAGGGCCGUUAUUACCUUCAUCCUACAGACGAGGAAACGGAAGUGCAGACUUGCCCUGCGACCCACGUGUGAACAAGUAGAGGAUGCAGAAGGUCAACGAUGCGCCACAGCAUCCUUUGUGUAAUGAAUCACCUGGUGAAUGAUAUUUAGGUUGUCUUCAGUUUCUUUUUAAUUACAGUGCCUUAACAGACAUCACAGACAACUCACUAGCUUUUUACACUGAUAUUUUAAUUAGUCCUAGUAAUUCACAGAAAUGGAAUUCCUGCAUUAGAGAGUGUGUACGUGUUAAAGCUGAAUAAAUAUGAUGACUUUUACAAAGUUUGUAAUUAUUCACACUUGCCCUAACAUUAUGGGCCAGAACCAGCUGCUGGAUAUUACCAAUCUUUUGAACUGUUUUAAUGGAUAGGAAAUAGGUAUGUCGUUGUGUUAAUUUUAAUUUUUCUAUGAACUAUUUGAGAUGGCGCGGCUUUAAAAAUUUUACGUUACUGUUGUUCGUUUUGGGUUUUUUUUUAUAACUUGCCAUUUUAUGUUCUUUGUCAUUUCUCUAUUGCUUAUUUAUCGUCAUUAAUAAUUUGGGAGGGUUCUUAGUACAUGAUAUGUGAUACAAAUAUUUGCUCCCAAUCUAUUGUUUUGUUGCCAUUCUUAUAUUUUAUAUUUGACUUUGAGCAUGAGAUCUUUUCCUCUUUUAAGUUUUGCAUUUUAUAUGAUCAAAUAUCUCCUUUUUUAUGGCUUAUAUGUGUUUUUUUUUUUCACUUUGCCUAAUUUUUCCCUGUUCCAAGGCUAUCUAAAUGUUUAGGUUUAAAUAUAUGUUUCUGUAACUAUUUAUCUAUAGCUCUUUAACAUACCUGCAACUUAUUUUUUAUGUUUUUGUGCAUAGACGGGAUCUAACUUUAUUUCUGAUUAGUAUUUUUGUAACUGAGAAAUAUCUUGCCAUUGGCGGGGGGUGGGGGGGGUCAGGUGAUAGGCACAUUUGCUAAAAUGUUAUUUUGUAUGUACAAACUUCAUCAACUUCUCUACAUUUGCCAGUGGCAUUUUAGAGAAGAAACUGGAAAAUGUUGGAUAAUAUCAAAGUUUUCCGUAAGGGCCUCUAGCCUGUGUAUGUAUAGAUGUUCAUGUGAGAGUGUGUGUACACAUAUGUAUAUGUGUGUGUGUGUGUGUUACUCUAUUUGUUGGGGGAGGAGGGUUAGAAAGGAGAGUGUGAUGUGGGGAAGGGUGUGUCUAGCCUUUGAUUGGCUUUUAGAUCCAUUGUCAUUUUUCUUGCCAUGCUCUUGACUUUCGAUAUUUUUUUUCAAGUUCAAGCAGUAAGAAUGGGUUAUAAAUAGCAAUUGUGGCCAGUUUGGGUUGCCUUCUGGAUUCUGUGAAUGGGUUAGGAGAUGCUGUCCUCACUUUCAGACAACCCCGAAAGCCACAGACUCCCUACUGGCUGGGCUCCCAAGGUGCCAGCUGAGAGGAGGCCUCUGGAAAGUCAGGAGAAGGUGACAGCUUCCUGGCAGGAGGCCUCCAGCGCGGGCCUGGCUGCACUCCGCACAGCUGCAGGCCUCCCCACAUUGCAUGGGCACCCCCCGGCCGGCCGCCGUGGGGAGAGGCAGCUGCCCCUCAGCCUCUGACUGCAGCAGUCCCCGAUGAGGAUGAGGUCACCUCCCGGGGGGGAGCAGAGCUGGAGCGGCUCCCUGAUUUCUCUGGGGAGCACUGAAAAGCAGCAGCUGGCCUGGGCCCAGCUCAGGGGUGGGAAUAAGUCACUUUGGGUGCUUAGAUAGGAACUGCAAUUUGUGUGUGUCCAAUGUGCUGUGCUGGGAAUUUUCAUAUUUUUAGUUUCACACUGUCCUCCAAACAGUCCCAGGCCGUGGGCAUUAUCAGUUCCAUUUGAGGAAAGGGAAGCAGGGCAAAGCCACAUGAUCAGGAGUGGCACGUGGGGGAAGACUUGGCUAGUGAGUUAGGCUCCGACUCCAAAGCUCAGGCCCCUCCGUGGAGUCCUGCUGUGCUGCCCUCUCUUCCAGGGGCUCCCAGGCCCCCCUGCCCCGCGCUGGGCAACAGGAGAGAAAUCCUCACUCCCCACUUCCCCAGAGCAAAUCUUCACUCUGGGCUUCUCCGCCUUUUCUCUGCAUCUCCCUCCCUGGGCCCCGGGCUCCUUUCCCCACCUGAAGGCUUUCAGAAGGGGCUCUUCAUCUUGUCAUUAAAUCAUUUCCCUUUGAACUUCCACCUCCACCCCAAACCUUUCCAGAGCUUCCCUUCCCUUCCUUCCUGGCGCCCAGAGUCCUUCCUGACCCGCAGAGGAAACCUGACGUCUGUCCGUUGGUGCUCA
Messenger RNA from Pipistrellus kuhlii (Kuhl's pipistrelle), 5626 nucleotides. It is a transcript of the gene MSGN1, whose product is annotated as mesogenin 1. Gene Ontology annotation, biological process: mesoderm formation; regulation of transcription by RNA polymerase II. The coding region runs from base 1410 to 1976 and encodes 188 amino acids. NCBI's taxonomy places the organism in Eukaryota, Metazoa, Chordata, Mammalia, Chiroptera, Vespertilionidae. The transcript has a single exon. Gene Ontology annotation, cellular component: nucleus. The record is from RefSeq and is a predicted model, not a curated record. Gene Ontology annotation, molecular function: RNA polymerase II cis-regulatory region sequence-specific DNA binding; protein dimerization activity; DNA-binding transcription factor activity, RNA polymerase II-specific.